Messenger RNA from Aspergillus steynii IBT 23096, 2111 nucleotides. Its product is annotated as MFS general substrate transporter. Gene Ontology annotation, biological process: transmembrane transport. Lineage: Eukaryota; Fungi; Ascomycota; Eurotiomycetes; Eurotiales; Aspergillaceae. The coding region runs from base 144 to 1964 and encodes 606 amino acids. The transcript is spliced from 3 exons. The record is from RefSeq and is a predicted model, not a curated record. Gene Ontology annotation, molecular function: transmembrane transporter activity.
CGCUGUUGUCUUUCUUUUCUUUCUUUGUUUUAUUUUCCGGUCGAGGUUGUGGCUUUAUUCUUACUCACAGGACAUCUAUUGUUUGAUUGUUUGGAUUCCGAGGGUAUUGUUAUUGUUUUGAUUUCCACAGUGUCUUCGCCCUCAUGGGUGUCUCCGAUUUGAUCCGCGGCCGCAACAAUACGCAGUUGGCCCAGAGCGUCGCCGGCUCCAAGUUCCACGGUCUCAACUACGAGGUUCGAGUCUCGUCGCCCAACAAUGCCGGCAGCCAGAAUAGCAUGGUCACUCUGAACAGUCGCAAGGACCCGCAGACCCAGAGCCACAAAGAAGUGACCCAGGGCGCUCGUUUGGGCAUACAGAAGGCCGAGGCUGCAGCGCUGGCCUGGAGCAAGAAGACGGCCUACGGGACUUAUGCAUUGAUCUGGCUCAGUUUCUUCCUCCUCGCCCUGCAAUCCUCCAUCAGCACCAAUGUCAUCCACAACGCUUACGCAUCCUUCGAAGCCGCCCCCGACAUCAGCACGGCCAACAUCCUGGCCAGCGUGAUCAGCGGCGUCAUCAAACUCCCGGUGGCGCGUCUCUUGAACAUCUGGGGUCGCAGCGAAGGCUUCCUCGUUUUCAUCGGCGUCUACCUCCUCGGUCUGAUUAUUUUGGCCUCGUGCAACAACCCCAGUGCCUACGCAGCGGGCUACGUGAUCUACUGGGUCGGAUACGAUGCGAUCUUCUUGAUCCUGGAUGUCUUCAUGGCGGAUACGUCGGGUCUUCGCAACCGAGCCUUUGCAUUUGGGUUCGCCAGUACCCCGUUUAUUUGCACCGCCUUUACCGGCCCCAUUGCGGCGCAAUCGUUCAUCCAAACGGCCUCUUGGCGUUGGGCGUAUGGCACUUUUGCCAUCGUUGCCCCGUUCGUCUUUCUUCCGUUGGCCGGGACGUUCAAGUUCUACCAGCGCAAGGCGCAGAGGAUGCAUAUUUACAGACGGCAGCCCAGCGGUCGCACGACAAUGCAGUCGAUUGUUCAUUACAUCAAGGAAUUCGACGUAAUCGGGGCAUUGCUUCUGAUGGCCGCCUUCAUCCUCCUCCUCCUCCCCUUCAGCCUCACCACCAACGGCAAAACCGAAUACAAAAGCGCCACCUUCAUCACCAUGAUCAUCCUCGGAGUGUGUCUCUUCUUCGUCUUCGCCGCGUGGGAACGAUUCUUCGCCCCCUACCACUUCAUCUACUACCCGCUGCUCAAGGACCGCACCAUCCUCGGCGCGUGCGCCCUCGCCGCCGUUCUCUUCUUCAGCUACUACGCCUGGGAACUCUACUUCUACAACUUCUGCAUGGUCGUCUUCGACCUCAGCAUCAGCAUGGCCGGGUAUAUCGGGCAGAUCUACAACGUAGGGUCGUGCUUCUGGUCUGCGGUGUUCGGCAUCGUCGUCUACGUUACCAAGCAGUUUAAGUACUCGUGUUUGGGCUUCGGAUUGCCGCUUAUCCUGCUCGGGGCAGGACUUAUGAUUCAUUUCCGCACGCCGGAAAGUAACGUCGGAUACCUUGUCAUGUGUCAGAUUUUCAUCGCCUUCGGGGGCGGCACGCUCGUCAUCGGCCAGGACAUGGCUGUCAUGGCGGCUUCGGAUCGCGAAGGUGUCCCCAUGAUGUUAUCGCUGAUCGGGCUGUCUUCGAGUCUGGGUGGUGCCGUUGGGUCAGCGGUCUCAGCGGCGAUUUACACGAAUACGUUUCCUCAGGUCUUGCACCGGGCUCUUCCGGACAGCCAUAAGAAGGAGUAUCUGAGUAUCUACCAGGGCGGAUACGUCAAGCAGUUGCAGUAUCCUGUUGGCUCGGAUGUACGGGAUGCUAUUAUCACGGCGUACGCGUCCUACAUGAAGUACGGAUGCAUUGCGGCGGUCGCGAUCAUGGCGCUGGGGUUCCCUGCGAUUGCGGUUUGGAGGAAUUAUCGCGUCGAUAAGGAGCAGAAUAAAGGGGAGAUGAUGUGACGAUGCAGGAAUAAAAACGAGUGAUACCCAACUCCGGCGUCUUGUUUGGUUAUGGUAUGAUAUGAUUUACUAGAGGAUGCUGGGAACAUCCAGUGGCCUGGUCAGGGACUAGUUACAGAUAGAUAAUUAAUUGUCUUGCCUUCAUUU